GAAACACGAGUUGAAUAUUGAAGCGAAUUAAAGUAAUUUGUGAUGAUUGUGACCUUCAGCCGGAUCGAUGCUGUUGACGAUGGGAGACAAGCAGAGAAUGGAGGAGGAGAAGGAGAAGGAAAUCACAAUGGUUUGUUGCAGUCCUCCAGUCUAUCCACUGCCUGAAGAAAUCAAAAAGAUGGAUCGCAGUGAGACAGUGUGUCGUUACUGUGGUGUAAGCUACCUCAUUUACCACGAGUUCCAUCAGCUCAACACUCGACUGGCUCAGUUGGAGACAGAGCUCCAGAAACUGAGAGAGGCCACCCAGAGAGAGAAGGCCCAGCGAGAGUCACUGGAGCUGAGCAGGCUGGAGUGGGAGACAGCACUUAACCUGGAGGUGCAGAGAAAAGCAGACGAGAGAGAAACCAGCAUGAAAGAAGAGCUUGAAGAGAAAUGCAGAGACACAGAGCGGCUUCUGAAAGAGGAAAAUGAGAGGAGGAGAAGAGAGAUGGAGGAGGACUAUCAGAAAAUCAGUGAAGAAAAAGAGAAAAAACUGAGAGACUUGGAGGUGGAGAGACUGAGGAGGCAGAGAGAAGAGCUGGAGAAAGGGAAUGAGGAGAGAGAGAAAGUUCUGAGCGACUCACUUCAUAAGGCCAAUCAAAAUUUAGACGAGAUGAGAAAAUACUUUCAACAAGCGGAAGAGAGGCUGGCUGUGGCAGCUUCCAGAAAAGACGAGGCCGAGCAGUUACUCAAAAUAGAGACACAGCGAGGAGAAAUCCUCAGAGGUGUGUGCGUGAAGCAGGUGAAGGCCUUACGAGCGACUCUCUUCGUGCUCCUCUCCUGUGGCAGCCAGCUUACUGAUAUACGGGGUUUCGUCAGCCAACUGACGGGGGCCUGGCAGGCCUUCAAAUCUCAGAUACUGCAGCACAGCUCACAGGGGUUCUCAGUGCUGAAAGAGGAGCUGAAACAUUGCAGUGAGGAGUUACAGAAAACGACAGAAGCGAGAGAGAAGCUAACUCAGCAGCUGAUGCAGCAGAAGAAGCAGAGUGAGGAACAGCUGUCCCAACAGCAAGAGUCUGAGAAGGAGCACAGAGGAAAAAUACUCAGGUUAAAAGGGGAGUUGGAGGAGAAACAUGAGAGGUGGUUAUCAUGCCAACAAAGGUGCAACACCAUACAGGAGCAGCUGUCAUCGUGGCAACAGAGACAGGAACAGACAAACCGGAAGUAUUGCGCAGCAGAAGAAGAAGUGGCACGACUGAGGGAAGCCCUGGAGAAAGUCCGGCAGGAAACAAGCGCGCUGAGGAAAGAAAGAGACAUAUUGAUAGACUCCCAUAGCAGAGCCCUGGAAAAGAUGGAGGACGACUGCAGGCAGCAACUGGCUUCAGAGCUGGUAGAUACCAUGGAAGAGCAGAGAACCCAGAGUGCAUUGCAGCUGAGGGAGCAGAUGGAGGAGUUUCGCAGGGAGGUGGAGCUGGAGCUGACCAUCGACAGGGAGAAGAACCAACUGCUACUUCUCCAUUACCAACGAGACAGCACGCAGCUUCAGCAGAAGUUGAAGCAGAGAGAGCAGGAGCUGGGAGGAUUAAAAGAGGAGCUGCAUGUCUCCCAACAUUACCUUCAAAUGGUGACAUUACUCCAAGAGACAGUGAGGAGGGAGUGUCAGGAGAGGGAAGAGCUGACUGCUGCUCUGUCUACAGCUCAGGUGGAGCUCCUUGGUCUGCGCUCCCCUGCGUCCCAUCAGGCCUCCACCAGGUCUCCUCCAAACCCCACAGAGAGACACGCACCCCCAGGGAACAAGCAUUUCCACCUCCAGAGUCAAGCUCGGGUUCCUCUUACCCGCUCUUCGACCUCCCCAAACACACUCCGACCCUCCCCUGCCCGCACAGACAAAGGCAGAGGCAGCACAGAUAAGGGAGGACCAGGGAAGAGUGUGGAGGUCUGGAAUGGUGGUGGGUUGUCAGGUGAAGAGAAACAGCAAGAGGGGACACUACCCCGACUGAAAGCAAGCAGCACAAUGGGGAAAUGA
Messenger RNA from Paralichthys olivaceus (Japanese flounder), 2005 nucleotides. Lineage: Eukaryota; Metazoa; Chordata; Actinopteri; Pleuronectiformes; Paralichthyidae. The record is from RefSeq and is a predicted model, not a curated record.